AUGUUUGGCGCCUCUAUUCGCACCGCGGUGCUCAUCGUGUGCUGCUUCGUGCUGCGCAUCGCCGGCGCCAUCGACACGACAGAAGUCGACCUCAUCUUCCCUCGCAACGAGACAUACUCUCCACGGGGCAUGAUGCCGUGUAUUCUUGCUAUCCAGAGACCCGACAUCUUGUCUCACCUACAGCCCCAAAUCCGAUACGCGGUGUUCCUGGAAGGCGUGCGUGGCGUCUUGUCCGAGAAUUUCGAUCUCAGAGACGUGCCCAAGAACCAGUCGACGCACUACCUCUACGGCAGCGUUCGAAACUUGACACUCGCCGAGGGCAAGUAUGCAGCCUUCUUCUAUGUUGAUCAUAAGAACCGCACAAAUACCACAGACCCUGACUUCUACAACAACCGUCUCGAUGACUUUGACACAGUUCGUAACGGUUUCCACGAAGGAUACUACCAAGAGGGACGUGGAAUUUUCUUUACCAUCAGCAAGUAUGGCAAGGAAAUGGACAUUACUAGCACCAAGGAGAACUGCAACAAGUUGGAGAGCUAUCCGUUAGGAAUCGACUCCUACCUUGACUAUCCCAGGUUUUUCCAACAUUUUGGUGAAUAUUCUUCGUGCCCUUCGUUCGCGGUUCCAUCUCCCACAGGCCGCCCGUGCGAUGGAAUGCUCACUCCAGAAAAGGCGAAAAGCAUUAACGAUACGCUGAAUAGCAUAGAGUGUAUCCAACGGAAACCUCUCAUCAGCUGUCCCAAGAGCGUAGCAGCACAGGCACGAACCAGCGCAGCAGCUUAUGCGGUCAUGCUGGCUGCUUUGAGCAUAUACUUUUGGUAG
This is a messenger RNA of [Torrubiella] hemipterigena, 822 nucleotides long. The record is from the annotation of a GenBank genome assembly. Lineage: Eukaryota; Fungi; Ascomycota; Sordariomycetes; Hypocreales; Clavicipitaceae.